Messenger RNA from Drosophila ficusphila, 3714 nucleotides. RefSeq lists its product as uncharacterized. The record is from RefSeq and is a predicted model, not a curated record. Lineage: Eukaryota; Metazoa; Arthropoda; Insecta; Diptera; Drosophilidae.
UCUUUGUGAAAAUUCCAACUUUUAGUUUAAUCAAAGAAUUUGGUAUUUUUAAAAUCAAACUGUUUUAUUAUCAUUCAGUGGCUCCGACUCCUUAGUGGUUUAUUGGUUCGUACAUAUGUAAGUAGGUAUGUACGUUUGGUUGACCUUUAAGUGUGUACAGACAUUCGUGGUUUAUACAUAGAUACAUAUCUACUCACAUAUACAUAUACGAUCUAACAGAGGGUUAUCCCCUCCCCUCUGCAACCCAGCUGUGCCGGUAAGUAGGUCUUGAGACGUAGUUUUGCACUCUCUUACUCACUUCAGGUCGGUCAGACAGAGAGCGGAGAACAGGUAGACAGGUGAGUAAGCGCAGAGAGCGACAUCCGACCGCCAAGCCGACGACUCUUUCGACACGAACGAAGCCCAAGUAGACACCCUUUCACUCGCACUCAUUGUAGUGCUUAACAACUUGCGGACCCGACGAGACUGCCUUAUACUUAUUACCACAGCUCAGACGAUGUCUGCCAGAUUCAUUUCCCUGGAAGACGUCGUCGCGUAGACAAGCUCGAAUUCAAAGCGGGCGACAGCAAGUCGGCUCGUUAGCAAUCGCAAAGCUUGUACAGGAGAGCCGGAGCAGCUCCAGCUGCAUUCUCCUGCGAAGUGGAAAGCCCCACUGCGAGUGCGCAAAGUGAUAGUGCGGGGGAGCCGUGGAUCAGAACCCCGCGACGCCAUAUUUGUUUUCCAAACGCUAGUGUGUGUGUUCCAGCAGCUCCGGUGUGUGAGUGCAAAGACCAGCGGUAGUCUUUGCAUCGGUACUCAGUUAAUUUCGAACACGGUCUGGGACGGGAAUGCGAUUUCCAGGGCCAGCGUGAGUGUGUGUGUAUGCUGUCACCCCGCUAUGGACGAGUGUUCGUGCGCCCCUGUUGGUGUUAACCCGAUCGAGAACGCUAGUGUGAGUGCAAGUGGCUCUGAGUGCGCGGCGAAAAAUAUCCGCUUACCUAAGCGAAAAAGUUCUCUCGCAACGGCCUAAGAACCGCACCUGGGUACAGAUACAGUCGCAGAAAUACCUGUGCACACAAACGUGGCCAGCACACAAAGCGAAACCAGAAAAUCCACAUUUUUGGCCUGCUCUUUGCUUUUUCCGUGGCGCUCUCGAUUGGAACGCCGCUCCCCAGGUCCACAGCUCUAGCUGUAUCACAACGCACUCGCAAGACAGCAACGUAGCCACGAUGGGCGACUCCACGCCCAUCUGUCGGUGUCGCGUGCUCUACCUAGGCAGCGCCGUGCCGCGCCAGAGCAAGGACGGCCUACAGGGCAUCCAGGAGCCGCUGCGCAGCCUUUACCCCUCAGAGGGGGCCGUGGGCGCCAAGGGCAUCGACAGCUGGCUGAGCGUCUGGUCGAACGGGAUCCUGCUGGAGAACGUGGACGAAAACCUUAAGCAGAUCACGCGCUUCUUCCCGAUCGAGUCGCUGCACUAUUGCGCGGCCGUGCGCCAGGUGCUCAUCCCGGAGCGCGGCAACUCCCACCCGGAGCCCAAGUUCCUGCCGCUGGACUCGCCCUUCGCCCGGAUGCCGCGCGCCCAGCACCCACCCAUCUUUGCCGCCAUCCUGCGGCGCACGACGGGAAUCAAAGUGCUCGAGUGCCACGUGUUCAUCUGCAAGCGGGAGGCGGCCGCAAACGCGCUAGUCAGGUGCUGCUUUCACGCCUACGCCGACAACUCUUACGCCCGCCAGCUGGAGACGGGUGGUGGUGGCGGCAGUGUCUACGGCACCCUAAAGAGCGCCGCCGGCAGCAAGUCCAGCGCCGACCUGACCAGCGUGGGCAUGGCCAAUGGAGUCGGAAACGGGAGCGGAGGCGGAAGCCACCAUCUUACCCUUUCCGGUCAAGGUGGCUGGAGAUCGCGAGCGGGCAGUACAACAACGCUGAAUAGUCUGGGCCGCGCCUCUAACGGCCACGCCCCCAAUGGAUUGGCGAUGGGCAUGAACGGUGGCAGCAAUGGCAGCGCGGCCGAGGGUUACACAUCCGUCAAGAACUUUUACGGCAGCAGCACCGACCUAAACGUGACCGUCGACGACGGAGAUGCGUCGUACAACGGCGACGAGAACCACAAGGUAUGGAGUGGUUCGCAGGACCAGCUGGACAGCAUCGGGCCCGUAGAGAGUCCCUACGAACUGUUCGCAGGAAACACGUCCACCCUGGGGAGGCCAUUGCGUGCGCGCCAGAUCAGCACACCCAUCGACGUGCCGCCGCCGCCGGUGAAGGAGGAGCGCAAGCAGAAGCGGGAUAAGAAGUCGUCCAAGUCGAGCGGCAGCCAGAGCCUCUCCGGCACUCUAAUCCGUCCGAAGCCGUUGCACCCGGCGGCCCUGCACCGCUCCGGCUUCCAAGGGCCCGCGGCACCUGGCAGCACCAUCUACGGACCCAUCUCCGCCCAAGGCCCGCACGCCGCCCGCUACCACACGAUUAGCCACCGCGUUCCCCCGGGUCCGCCCAGCCACUUGGCCCACCAUGCACCGCCCCAUCCCGCACAGCACCCGGUCCACAUGAUGCACCACGCCCACAUGGGCGGCAUGCCGCCCAUGCAGAUCCCCGUGAUGAUGCCCCAGCAGUACGCCACCCUGCAGCCAUCGCGCUCCACCAGCAAGAAGAAGAAAAAGGACAAGAAGAACGGGGUGGCCGCAGGCGGCGGAGUGCCCGUGGGCAUGCCCAUUGUGCCGCCCAUCUACGCCUACCACCAGCAGCAGCCCAUGGGCGGCGUUCCCCCCCAGCUGGCCCAGUCACUCAUCGGGGAGCCCAGGGCACUGGGCCUCUCCAGCCGCAAGCUGGCGGCAUCGAUGGGCACCGGUCUGGACGACUCCGGCAACUCGGGAGCCGAGUCGCCAUCGCCAGGCGGCACUGGCAUCUACAAGCGCAAGGGACACCUAAAUGAACGAGCCUUCAGCUACUCCAUACGCCAGGAGCACCGCAGCCGCAGCCACGGAUCCUUGGCCAGCUUGCAGUUCAACCCGCCGGAUAUGAAGAAGGAGCGCGAGAUCGCCCAGAUGGUGGCGGGCCUUGACCUGAACGAAGGCGAGAGACCCAUGGCCCCAAACACACUGCAGCGCAAGCAAGUGCCGAAUGGCGGGGGCCACGGUCCAGGACCCGGUCAGCAUCCCCACGCCCACCCUCCGCAUCCACAUGCCAUCUACGGCCCACUGGGGCCAGCCAGCAGCUUCGGGAAGCCCAGGAGAUAAGAGUUGUUGGGACCACAACUUCGUUUAGGGCUGAUUUGCAAGCCGUGAAUUUCACACAUAGAUAGAUUUAGACAAUGUUUAGCGAUGCUGGUCAAAAUAAAUCGGGGUGCGAUCAAAAACGGCGAGUGGAGCCAGUUGGAAAUCACUCUGAUUGUCCUCGAUGUACACCAGAUUAAUUAAAAGGUGGAUUAACAGUCUAGCGGAGGUCUGGCGAACGACUCCUACAAAGAAAGCAACUCUACAUAAAUGAAUAUGUGUGCCUUAUUAGGUUUAUACUAAAAAUCCACGACAUACCAUAUAUUAACCAGAAUAAUACUAAGUGUAGAAUAUUAUAAUACGAUACCCUGCAGUCUAAAGGCGACCCCAGACGCUCUUUCGCUUUUAGAGACACCCUCCAGUCUGUCAACGGCAAUAGAUAAGCUGCAUGUCUACCCCAAGAUCGUAAAUUACCUGUAUGCAAAUGAAUAUGUACAAUAAAUACCUACAAUAAACUGUUGACAGAGUA